AUGUACUUGUUAAUAUGUAGGGGGCUGGUAUCUUCAGCUAGCAGACCUCGUGAAGACAGUUGGUUAAAAUCGCUAUUUGUUCGCAAAGUCGAUCCAAGGAAAGAUGCUCACUCCAACCUUCUAGCCAAAAGAGAGACCAGCAGUCUGUAUAAACUACAGAUUCACAAUGUAAAACCAGAAUGUCUAGACGCCUACAACAAGCUUUGUCAAGAGGUGCUGCCAAAGAUUCAUGAAGAAAAACACUACCCAUGUGCACUGGUGGGGACUUGGAACACGUGGUACGGAGAGCAAGAUCAGGCUGUUCAUCUGUGGAGAUAUGAAGGAGGCUAUCCAGCUCUCAAUGAGGUCAUGAGUAAACUCCGUCAAAAUAAGGAAUUCACAGAUUUUCGCAAAGAAAGAGGUAACAUGCUUCUGUCACGCAAGAACCAACUGUUGUUGGAGUUUAGUUUCUGGAAUGAACCUGUUCCCAGAGAGGGGCCUAAUAUUUAUGAACUGAGAUCCUAUCAACUUAGACCCGGAACAAUGAUUGAGUGGGGAAAUUACUGGGCUCGUGCAAUUCGUUUCCGACAAGAUAAUAAUGAAGCAGUUGGAGGAUUUUUCUCACAAAUUGGACAGCUUUAUAUGGUUCAUCACCUCUGGGCUUACAAAGAUCUCCAAACCAGAGAAGAUAUAAGGAAUGCUGCAUGGAAUAAACCCGGCUGGGAUGAACUGGUCUAUUACACAGUGCCCCUUAUUCAGGAAAUGGAGUCCAGAAUCAUGAUACCGUUGAAGAUUUCUCCUCUUCAGUAAAGUCACUGAUUUACUUGUGCCUACAUAGAUAAAGUGACAAGUAUUUGUCUUAAAUUAAUUUAUGGUAUACAUUGUAUAUCAUAGUCUGAAAUAUAAAAGUACUGUAUUGAGCUUAUAAAAGAGACCUCUUUUCUUCAGAAUCUAAUGACCUUUUGCUCUUAGGAUUGUACCAGGAAAUAUAGGACUGUAAUUAAAAGGUUGGUUAAUUGAGAACAAGUACAUAUAUGAGUUCCUCUGUGAGACAGCUCCUCAGGUUAAGUGUGGCAUACAAUAUUUAGCAUCUUCUGCUACAUAGACAAUACCCAGUGUUCAGUAACAGCAACAGAAUGGAGUCUUACAGUUGCUGCGGCCUUUGUGUAGCAUUA
This is a messenger RNA of Charadrius vociferus (killdeer), 1154 nucleotides long. It is a transcript of the gene NIPSNAP2, whose product is annotated as glioblastoma amplified sequence. The transcript has 9 exons. The record is from RefSeq and is a predicted model, not a curated record. Gene Ontology annotation, cellular component: mitochondrion. NCBI's taxonomy places the organism in Eukaryota, Metazoa, Chordata, Aves, Charadriiformes, Charadriidae. Bases 1 to 789 code for a protein of 262 amino acids.